AUGACGACUUUGCUACUUCUCCUCGUGUUAGCUCUCUAUGCUGCAAAGCCGCUUGCCAUAUACUUCUAUGAUGCAAAAGGCUUUCGAAAGUACCACAAUUUGAAUUUCCUCUCUGGCAUCACGAGCUUGUCUUACGUCUGGGAGCAUAGGCGAAGCUUCCGAACAAGACGACUGUAUGAUCUUCACCAAAAGCAUGCUGUCAUUCGUCUUGGGCCCCGCGCACUUUCCUUCGCAGAUGUCAGAGCCAUCAAAGAUAUCUACGGCCACGGAACCCCCUGCCGCAAGGACGAUGUGUACGCACUCACGGCAGGAUCUCAUUCGCACAUGCUCAAUGUGGUUGAUCGUGACGACCAUGCACGCAAGCGUCGGAUGUUGUCAAAUGCCUUUGCAACCCGCAACCUGGAACAAUGGGAGUUCAAAAUUGUUGACAAAGUGGAGAGACUUCUCAUGCAAUUUGACCGACGGUGUACCUCACCGUCGCUCACAAGUUCUCACAUCGACAGUGAGGACCUAACGGUCGACUUCAGAUUCUGGUCCAACCUUUUCACUAUAGAUGCCAUAGCCGAUAUUGCUUUGAGCAUCAAGCUUGGCCAGUUGGAUUCGGCAUCAGAUGAAGUUCUAGCCUAUGGAUCCUCUCGACCUAUCAAAUAUAUCACAAGUCUGCAUCGUGGCAAUCGGUUCUCGUCUCGCAUCAUUGGAGCGACUGACUGGUUUCAUGUCCUUCGUUACAUGUCCACGGCGGUUUCCCCUUAUCUACGAUCACAAUGGAAGCACGCACAGAGAUUUGGUGAGAUAGUCCGCACGUUGGCUAGUCGAAGGUUGCAGCUUCAAGAGAGCAGCGGUAUAUCCAGCGAUCUCCUGGCAUGUUUGAUUGAAGAUAAAAAAGGUAAUGCCCGUGACUUAGACCGAGGCGAAAUUGACGCCGAGACUAUGGAUGCCGGCUCCGAUACAACGGCGAUCGCCUUGACAAACGUUUUGACGGAGGUAGCCAACAUCAAAUUCAAGAACGGUGUUGCCCCUUAUGCUGAAGUGAGAAAUUUGCCUUAUCUGAAAGCCUGUCUGGAUGAGUCGCUGCGGUUGUCGCCACCGGUCUCGCGAGGGCUGGAGCGCAAGACACCUCCUGAAGGCAUGCGAAUUCUUGGAGAGAACAUUCCUGGAAACGUCACCGUUAGCGUUCCCACAUACGCAGCUCACCGCGACCCGGAAACUUUCGCAGAUCCUGAGAUUUUUCGACCAGAGAGGUGGUUUGAAGACGAUGAAAGGGUUAAACAGAUGCGGGCUGUUUUCAUCCCCUUCAGUACCGGCUCUCGGGCAUGUAUCGGGCGCAACAUUACAUUUAUCGAACAGCAGAUUCUUGUUGCGACACUCGUCCAUCGCUAUGACUUCGCUUUGCCGUCUAAGGACUGGAUGUUAGAAUGGGAAGAGGCUUUCAAUCUUUGGCCUGCGCAGAUGCCGUUAAAGAUCUGGAGAAGGGACCAAGGGGCUGGGUUUGACGCCCUUUAA
This is a messenger RNA of Penicillium brevicompactum, 1503 nucleotides long. RefSeq names its product cytochrome P450. Lineage: Eukaryota; Fungi; Ascomycota; Eurotiomycetes; Eurotiales; Aspergillaceae. Bases 1 to 1503 code for a protein of 500 amino acids. The record is from RefSeq and is a predicted model, not a curated record. Gene Ontology annotation, molecular function: heme binding; iron ion binding; oxidoreductase activity, acting on paired donors, with incorporation or reduction of molecular oxygen. The transcript has 3 exons.